UAGAGGAGCACCUCGCCAGCGCGCACUCACUCCUGGAGCGUUUGGAGAGCUUUGCGUUCAUGGCCUCGCGGCGUCAAUCCUGACGACAGCUCUGCAAGGAUGAAGUUUUGCUGCCUCCUGCUGGUUGCUCUGUGGCUCUGCGUCAUCGACCUGGGCAGCUCCUCCGAGCGCUGUGAUGACUGGGGAGUGGACACCAUGACACACAAGCCGGUUUAUAAUGGGGAACCAGCCAAAAUCAAAUGCCCGCUCUUUGAGGCCUUCGUGAAGUACAACUACAGCACUGCGCACUCAGCCGGCCUGACCCUCAUCUGGUACUGGAUUGGGCGAGGGCAGGACUUGGAGGAACCCAUCAACUUCCGGCUCCCUGACAACCACAUCAGCAAGGAGAAGGAUGCCCUCUGGUUUCGGCCUGCUUUUCUCAACGACACGGGGAACUACACCUGCAUGCUCAGAAACACCACCUAUUGCAGUAAAGUGGCUUUCCCCCUGGAGGUCGUCAACAAGGACCCUGGGUCCUGCGUCAGCCAGGCCAUCAAGCCACAUGAAGUCCUCAUGUACGUGUACUACACCCUCGUGAACCUCACCUGCCCAGAUGUGGAAGGCUUUUAUCCGGCCAGCACCAAGCCCAAAGUCCUGUGGUAUAAGAACUGCACGCCUGUGCACGGUUUUCAUGAACGAGAGCCCAAUGGCAUCAACCUCACCUUCGUUAUUGUCCGUGAUGUCUACGGGGAUGACUACACCUGCGCCGUGAGCUACAGAGAGAAUGGCCGGGAGUUCACUCUCACCCGGACUUUGAGGGUAAAGGUGGUAGGGUCUCCAUACAAUGCCAUGGCUCCAGAGAUAGUCACUCCAAACGAGCGAGUCAUCUACGAAGUCAAAGCAGGAGAACAGCUCUUCCUCCUUUGUGAGGUCCGUUUCUCGUUCCUGAAAGACUCUCCAAAAGAAGUCUGGUGGACGAUUGAUGGAAGAAACACAGAGGACGUCACGGACCCCAAAUUGACCACCUCCUCCACGGAGACCAGCCUAAGUCUUGGAUCUGUGCGCAUUGAGAAGACUCUGACCAUCCCGAAGGUCAAAGAGCCAGACCUGAAGCGCAGCUAUGUCUGCCAUGCCCACAACAACAAUGGGACUGUUGACAGGCAGGCGAUGGUGAAGAUGAAAGCUCUAGUCCCGAGGUACACGGUGGAGCUUGUCUGUGGCUUGGGAGCAACUGUCCUCCUUGUGGUCCUCCUAACCGUCAUCUACCACGUCUACUGGCUUGAGUUGGUCCUCUUCUACCGAGCUCAUUUUGGGACGGACGAAACCAUCCUCGACGGGAAGGAGUAUGACAUUUAUGUGUCCUACGCAAGGAAUGCUGAGGAAGAAGAGUUUGUGCUGUUGACGUUGCGGGGGGUUCUGGAGAACGAGUUUGGCUACAAGCUGUGCAUUUUUGACAGGGACAGCCUCCCCGGGGGAAUUGUCACGGAUGAGACGCUGAGCUUCAUCCAGAGAAGCCGCCGGCUCUUGGUUGUGCUGAGCCCGAACUAUGUCCUUCAGGGCACUCAGGCUCUGCUGGAGCUUAAGGCUGGCCUGGAGAACAUGGCUUCCAGGGGCACCAUCAAGGUGAUCCUUGUCCAGUACAAAGCCAUCAAGAAGAGCAAGGUCAAAGAACUCCAGCGGGCCAAGGCCGCCCUCACCGUCAUUAAGUGGAAGGGCGAGAAGUCGACUUACCCUAAGGGAAGGUUCUGGAAGCAGCUGCUGGUGGAGUUGCCCGUGAAGAACAGACCCAAGGGCUCUGUGGAUGAAUAUCAUGUCUCCUCACCUUCUCUGAGAACUAUCUGAGAAAGGAGGAGCCUUGGAUGAUGGGGCUGGGCUGGGCUGGGCUAGGGAGAGAAAAGGCUGGGAUGGAGCACUCCAACUUGACCGUUGGGAGAGGCAGCUGCGUCCCUUCUCUAGAGCGGAGUAGAGCUUGCCUGGCCUUGUUUCUCGGGUGCAGGGUGUGUAUUUCCCUGGGCGGGGGGGGGGGGGGGCUCCCUCAUGGGUAACCCACCCACAAAGCUAACAUGUCAUCCUCUCAUUGAGGAGCGGCUGACUGUCCAGGAAGGAGGGAGCUACUGGGAGGCAUGAGGUCUCCCCCCACUCUGGGAUUUUUUUAACCCUCUUGGGAUAGGUUAAGGCCUCCUUUGAACGCAAAACACAGACCUGGGAGCCCGUCUGUCUACGCCUAAGCUCAAGCGGCACAGUAGGGGCUAUUUGUACUCCCUGUAAUCCCAAAAUGAAAGCAGGCAAUUUGUUCUGAUGGUGGUCAGAACAAUGAGGGGACAUCCGGGUUGUGAACAACGUUCAAAGAAUGGAAUAUCCGAGCAGCACUUAAGCGUCCAGAACAUUGGAAAAUGGUAGUCAUAAGCUGAAGCAAAUGCAUACUGUGUAUCACAAGCCAAUUUAGAGCACUCAGGGCAAAGAAAAAAGCAGGACUUUAUUUUUAUUUGGUCUUUUUCAUGCAUUCUCCAAAGGGGUCAGUUAUUUCGGGUCCAUUUCUGAAUCGAGCGUAGGGGCAUCCACCCAUUACUAAAGCUCUAGAAUUCCACUGCCGGCAUUUUGCUCUGCCCUGUCCUCGGCCAUCAGUCCAGCUCUUGCUACUGUUCGUCAUUCCCCGGGGGGUGGGGUGGGGUGGGGUGUCGCCCCAGAGGGCCCUGCCAUUUCGUCUGCACCCAGCCUUUACUCAGAGAUUGGUAAAGCAGCAGUUUCUGCAGCCGAAACUCUCCCCACGGCCUGAGUUCGAUCCCAGCGGAAGCUGGUUUCAGGCAGUCGGCUCGGGUUGACUCAGCCUUCCAUCCUCCCGAGGUCGGUAAAAUGAGUACCUAGUUAGCUGGGGGAAAGGUAAUAAUGGCCGGGGAAGGCAACGGCGAACCACCCCGCUAUAAGGCCUUCCAAGAAAACGUCAGCGAAAGCAGGCGUCCCUCUAGGAGUCAGCAAUGACUCAAGUGCUUUGCACUAGAGGUUCCUUUCCUUUCCUUUCCUAUACUCAGGGACUGCUCUUGGCAAGGACUGGUAGUUAACCACUACAAAGCGACAACGCUGAGGUGCAAGCUAAGUUAUUGUUUGCUCAUCAGAUUUAGGACAGCUGGAAAGACCUUUCUUUCUUUUUAAAGCAAGAGCUUUAGGUGAGCCAAUCCCUCUGCAGUAACACCCAUUAACUAUGAUGCACAUGCAUUCGGAUCUUGGGUGGUGCACAAGUGCGAGAAGACAAAGGCCACCCUCCAAAGGCCACCGUUCCGUUCCCUUGCACAAGAACAGCCUCCUAAGUGGUGGGUUGCUCCUGCAUUGUAUCCCAGUCCUGCAGCCGUGUUACGUGGAAGCCCCAUCUGUGCAAGGCUCCCUCUGGCAGAGGCUUCCCUCGCCCCUCCAGAUGCCAGGGCUGGGGCUCGUGGGCUCAGCCCCACUCACCCGUUGAUGGGGCAUGACAGGGCAACGUCGCCGAAGGCGGCUGAUGUGGAACUUGGGGCUGGCCAUUGCCUCAAGGCCGCUGAUUCAUCUUCUUCCCCUUCGUUUCGUUAACGUGGAACCAGUUC
This is a messenger RNA of Elgaria multicarinata webbii, 3551 nucleotides long. It is a transcript of the gene IL1RAP, whose product is annotated as interleukin 1 receptor accessory protein. Lineage: Eukaryota; Metazoa; Chordata; Lepidosauria; Squamata; Anguidae. The transcript has 11 exons. Gene Ontology annotation, molecular function: interleukin-1 receptor activity. The record is from RefSeq and is a predicted model, not a curated record. Gene Ontology annotation, biological process: signal transduction. The coding region runs from base 100 to 1821 and encodes 573 amino acids.